Molecule: messenger RNA, 1812 nt
Organism: Cuculus canorus (common cuckoo)
Lineage: Eukaryota; Metazoa; Chordata; Aves; Cuculiformes; Cuculidae
Product: guanine nucleotide-binding protein-like 3-like protein
Exons: 16
Coding region: 171-1724 (517 amino acids)
Cellular component (GO): nucleolus
Molecular function (GO): GTP binding
Source: RefSeq, a predicted model, not a curated record
GGGGUUUCUACAGGGCUCCAGGGGAAUCUGGGAGGGUCCUGGGACUCUCAGGACCCCUUUAGGGCUACUCAACACCCAUUUAUGGAGAAGGGCGGUGGCAAUUUUGAGUGUCGCGCCUGAAGUGACGUCACCAGCGCGACAGACCGAAGAGUGCCUCAGGCGUGAGGGCCAUGACCCGAUCCCGGCGCCAAGUUGAGGCCGCCCGCAAGAAGCGGCUCCAGGGCAAAGGCACGAGGAAGAAAGCGCCGGCGUUGCCGCAGCUCAGCAGCUUCGCCGCCCACAUCCGCCAGCGAGCGGAAAACAAGCGGAAAAAGGCGGCGGAGGCGCAGCAGCGGCAGCAAGAGGCACGGCAGGCGGAACUGGGGGCACGGCGGCAGCGCCAGACCCUGCGGCAGCAACGGGGGACGUCGGGGAGUCGGGAGGUGACGGCACAACCGGAGGAGGCAUCGCUGCAGCAUUGCAGUCGGGAUUUGCUCAAGGAGGAGGAGGAGGCGUCGCUGCGGCAAUACGGGCGGGAGCUGCGUAAGGUGUUGGAUGCGGCUGACGUAGUGCUGGAGGUCCUGGAUGCGCGCGACCCUCAGGGAAGUCGCAGCGCACAGCUCGAAGCGGCCGUUCGCAGCGCUGGACCGCGGCAGCGCCUCGUCCUGGUGCUCAACAAGAUCGAUCUGGUGCCGCGCGAUGUGGUCACUUCGUGGCUGAAGGCGCUCCGCGCAGAGUUCCCCACUGUGGCCUUCAAGGCCUGUACGCAGCGCCAGAGCCACCGCCUGAAGCAGAGCCGUGUCCCCGCGGGGGGGGCUCCGGGGGGGCUCCUGGCGGGGGGGGGCAGUGUGGGGGCCGCGGCGCUGCUCCGGCUCCUCGCCGCCUCCUCCCGCGCCGGCACCGCACGCACCACUGUCACCGUCGGCGUCGUGGGACACCCCAAUGUCGGGAAGAGCAGUCUCAUCAACAGCCUCAAGCGCAGCCGCGCCUGUCGGGUGGGGGCGAUCCCGGGGGUCACCAGGUCGGUACAGGCGGUGCAGAUUGGGCGCCACAUCCGCCUCUUGGAUUCUCCGGGUGUCGUCAUGGAAACGGGACCUUCUUCCCUCCUCCCGCUUCGGGGGGCCCUGAACCCCCAAACCCUACGGGACCCCCUCAGCCCCGCCGCCGCCAUCGUCCAGCGCUGCCCCCCCGAGCAGCUCCAGUCUGUUUUUGGGGUCCCCCCUUGUCCGGAGGAUCCGCUUCGUUUCCUGUCUCUCCUCGCGCUCCGUCGGGGGCGUCUUCGCGCCGGGGGGGUCCCCGAUUCCCGCGCCGCCGCCCUCGAGCUGCUGCGCCGCUGGAGCCGGGGUGAUAUCUCCUACUACACCCGUCCCCCCAAAACUUCUGGGGUACACUUGGAGUCCCACAUCGUCCCGGAGCUUUCGGCACCCCUCGAUUUGGACGCUCUGGAUCGCGGCGACAUCCCUGUUCCAGAGGUGCUUGUGGAGGAGGAGGAGGAAGAGGAGGAGGAAUUUGGGGGUGCAGAAUGCGACCUGGAGGUGCAGCUGCGUGCUCGGCCUCCGCCGGGGGAGUUUGGGGGCUCCCCUGUACCCCGAGAUCCAGCGCUGGCGGCGGUGCCGGCGCUGCCCCCCCUUUUCCAGGGCCACGGACUGCGCGCGGCCGGGCGGCGGCGACGGCGCCUGCGCAGGAGGGCCGAGAAGUUGGCGGCGAAGCUGUCACAGUCGCUGGAGUCGACGCUGCGGCUCUGAAAUCGCCCCCCAAAAACCCCACAGGAAUUUGGGGAGAAACCCCCCAAAAAAGGAGCUUUUUUCCAAUAAAACCACAGUGGGAAAACGG